GGUAUAUAAGGGAAGAAUAUGGUUGGAACCAAUUGAGUUACCUUGGUUGGUUAGUCUCGGUAGUUAUUUUCUCACUAAAGGACUGGAGUAGUUCGUGUAUAACGCGAUUUUCUUCAGGACUGAGAUUUUAUUCUGAAUUGUAAUCUUCAAAUUGUCAAAAUUUGAAAAACAAAAAUGGCAGCCUUUGCUGAGCCUCAUUUUAGUGCCUAUUCCGCCGGAUGGCAAGGAGGAGCUGGUGGUUCCGGUGGAUUCGGAAACAUGACCGUAGUGGAUAAAGUCCCACCAGAAAUGCUACACAUGGUCGACGCACAUUGGUAUCAAUUUCCUCCAAUGAAUCCACUCUGGCACGCAAUUUUGGGCUUUACAAUUGGUGUAUUAGGACUUGUUUCUUGCAUCGGCAAUGGCUGUGUCAUUUACAUCUUCACCACAACUAAGGCACUCCGAACACCCUCAAAUCUCCUCGUAGUCAAUUUGGCUUUCUCGGACUUCCUGAUGAUGUUUACAAUGGCACCACCAAUGGUGAUCAACUGCUACCACGAGACCUGGACAUAUGGCCCGCUCAUGUGCGAGAUCUAUGCCAUGUUGGGAUCACUCUUUGGCUGUGGCUCAAUUUGGACUAUGACUAUGAUUGCCUUUGACCGAUACAAUGUCAUCGUGAAGGGUUUAUCAGCGAAACCCAUGACCAACAAUGGUGCCCUAUUGCGCAUCAUGGCUAUCUGGGCCUUUGCACUCAUCUGGACCCUUGCACCCAUGUUCGGAUGGAAUCGCUAUGUCCCAGAGGGUAACAUGACCGCCUGUGGCACAGACUAUCUGACCAAGGACUGGAAGAGCCGCUCGUACAUCCUCGUGUACUCUGUCUUUGUCUACUACACUCCUCUGCUCCUCAUCAUCUACUCCUACUUCUUCAUUGUCCAGGCUGUCUCUGCCCACGAAAAGAACAUGAGGGAACAAGCCAAGAAGAUGAAUGUCGCUUCCCUAAGAUCAUCCGAAGCAGCCAACACCAGUGCCGAGUGCAAACUGGCUAAGGUUGCUCUCAUGACCAUUACUCUUUGGUUCUGUGCCUGGACACCCUACCUAAUCAUCAACUACACUGGUGUCUUCGAGAGUGCCCCAAUUAGUCCACUUGCAACUAUCUGGGGAUCACUCUUCGCUAAGGCCAAUGCCGUCUACAAUCCAAUUGUCUACGGUAUCAGCCAUCCUAAAUACAGGGCUGCCCUGUACAAGAAGUUCCCAUCAUUGGCCUGCAAUGAUCCAGCUGAUGAUACAGCUUCUGUGGCCUCUGGAGCUACUGCUGUCUCAGAGGAAAAACCAUCAGCAUAAACAUUGACCUUUAUAAGCAAUAAGUGGCUCUCUCGAUAUAACUUGGCAAACACGAAUGGCAUUGUAAAUAAAUAUAAUUGUUAUUGAUAUAGAGAAUCAUUAUAUUUUCUAUUUCUGUUGAAUAAAUUCUUCAUGCAGCAUUUUAAA
Messenger RNA from Phlebotomus papatasi, 1467 nucleotides. Its product is annotated as opsin-1-like. Gene Ontology annotation, biological process: G protein-coupled receptor signaling pathway; visual perception; phototransduction. NCBI's taxonomy places the organism in Eukaryota, Metazoa, Arthropoda, Insecta, Diptera, Psychodidae. Gene Ontology annotation, molecular function: G protein-coupled receptor activity. Gene Ontology annotation, cellular component: membrane. The record is from RefSeq and is a predicted model, not a curated record. The coding region runs from base 175 to 1320 and encodes 381 amino acids. The transcript has 2 exons.